AUGGCGGACAGGGAAAUUGACAUGGUGAAAACUAAGGAAGGGGUUUAUACUGCAAAGCCCAAGAAAGUGGUGGUGCUAUGGGAUUUGGACAACAAGCCGCCGCGCGGCCCGCCGUACGAGGCUGCCCUGGCCCUCAAAGGGGUGGCCCAGAAAUUUGGUGAAGUUAUUGAUAUCUCAGCCUAUGCAAAUCAACACGCCUUUAUCCACCUCCCCCAGUGGGUCCUUGAGGAACGCCGGGAACGCCGCCAGAUGGAUUUUCUGGAGCGGAAGGGGUUGUCUACGCCUACUGAACCGUAUAUUUGCUCGGUGUGCGGGAGGAAAUGCAAGACCAAUUUGGAUUUGAAGAAGCAUUUUCGACAAUUACACGAAAGGGAGAGGCAAAAGAAAUUGAACAGAAUGAGGAGUUUGAAGGGUAAGAAACGGCAGCGUUAUAAGGAGAGAUUUAUAGAUGGGAAUGAGAAGUACAAUGAGACAGCACGGCGUUUGUUGACCCCAAAGGUCGGUUAUGGUCUGGCCCAAGAGCUGAAGCGCGCUGGGGUGUAUGUCAAGACGGUGCAGGAUAAGCCCCAGGCUGCGGAUUGGGCUUUAAAGAGGCAAAUGAUGCAUUCCAUGAGUAGGGGUGUUGAUUGGAUGGUAUUGGUGUCGGAUGACUCGGAUUUCACAGAGAUGUUGAGGAAGGCGAGAGAAGCGAAUUUGGGGACGGUGGUUGUGGGAGAUCAGGAUAGAUCAUUAGGGAGGCAUGCUGAUAUAUGGGUGCCAUGGAUUAAGGUGGAGAAUGGGGAAAUUAAGGAGAGUGAUUUGGAAUUGAAGAGCAAAAUAUGGAGGGAGUUUGAUGGGAGGAGUGGAAGCUUUUCAGUUAGCGAGUUUAAUGGAGGAUUAACAGAGGAGAAUUUGGAUGAGCUUGUCGGGAGAAUGAAGUUGGAUGAUGUGAGGAUUUCAUCCUUUUCAGAAGUCGAGGAGGGAUAUGAGGAAGAUGAAGACUGGAUAGGAGCAAGAUUGGAAAAGCGGGAUAAUGGGAAUUCCAUUGUUGAUGAUGAUGGGGAGGAGGGGGAUUAUUUAUUGGAUAGCGAAGAUGAAGAAUUGGAAGAAGCAGUAGUUAAGGUGUCAUUAACAGAAGUAUGA
This is a messenger RNA of Fraxinus pennsylvanica, 1122 nucleotides long. The record is from the annotation of a GenBank genome assembly. Lineage: Eukaryota; Viridiplantae; Streptophyta; Magnoliopsida; Lamiales; Oleaceae.